AUGAGAUACACUGGGAAUUUCUGGACCGUUUUCGAUAUUAAUUGUGAGUUUUAUGGCGUAGUAAUACGUGGAGAAACCGGCCAUAGAUCUUGUAUUGAGCUGUCAAACCAAAUCGAUACCAACAUGAUAAGUCCUGACCGAAAAGAAUACAAGGGCUAUAAGUGUCAGAGAAUGAUAUUCGGAGAAAGCUAUGUUCAAGCAUCUCUCUUAGCAGCACGCGAAGUAAAUAUAAGUAAGUCACAAGAAAAAGGAUAUCCUAUCAAGAUCUCGCGGCCAGGUGUUGAAAAAUGCAUGUACGAAUGGCCCUUAUUUCAAAAUAACCUCAUCUAUAGAUCUUGCUGCAUAAUCAAACGCCGCUCUAAACAUUUUAUCUGGUUUGAAGAUGAAAGUGAUCAAGUGCGUGUCAUUGAAACAGUUGAAUCUUCAUGGGCUGUAUGCCCAUUAAUAACAAAGACUAUUGUGUCUCGUACUGAACAUUUCAAUUCUAUCACCGCCCGCGAGCGCGUUGACCAUGAUAACAAGAAAAGCUACGACUGUAGCGGUCGGAUAUUCACGGAUUAUUACAUACAAGAAGUCUAUUCCACUUUGAAAAACUUGAUAUCUAGCGGACGCCAUCCCAAAUUUAAGAAAAGUAAUUAUCCUCAACUCGUGAACAUAGCUAAGAUAGACGCAACAAAUAAAGUCUGGACUUGGCGACUUCGUAUUCCAGAAGCAGACUUCCAAAACUCCGAGAUAAAAAUCAGCUACAUGUUAAUAAUGAGCCAAGAAUACCAAAUUCACGGUGUAUACCGAGUUAAUAAAGAAGCUUUCAUUCAAUGUAAGGCCAAAUAUGAACCGACUAUUUCUCAGGCAAAAGACACAUUUUUGAACAUGGACUUAAACAAAGGUUAUCCCUCUUGUGAGCGUUGUAAAGAUGUCACAGGAUGUAGUUGUGAAGUAAACUGGCAAGACCCAAAGCGGCAGAAAAUCUCAUAA
Messenger RNA from Blumeria graminis f. sp. triticale, 975 nucleotides. The record is from the annotation of a GenBank genome assembly. NCBI's taxonomy places the organism in Eukaryota, Fungi, Ascomycota, Leotiomycetes, Helotiales, Erysiphaceae.